Molecule: messenger RNA, 1491 nt
Organism: Lasiosphaeria miniovina
Lineage: Eukaryota; Fungi; Ascomycota; Sordariomycetes; Sordariales; Lasiosphaeriaceae
Product: cytochrome P450
Exons: 6
Coding region: 1-1491 (496 amino acids)
Molecular function (GO): heme binding; oxidoreductase activity, acting on paired donors, with incorporation or reduction of molecular oxygen; iron ion binding
Source: RefSeq, a predicted model, not a curated record
AUGGCAACAAUCGUGAACCAGUUUGAUGUUGUGCGAGGUCUUGUUAGACCAUACGCAUGGCCCUUGGUGGCUAUUAUGUUGCUUCUAUUUGUCUUGGUGCCCCUGGCAAGGCGGCGCGGCAUGUUCAUGGAGGGCCGAGGCUACUCUGCCACCGGAAACUUUAGCUUCUUCGUCGGCAGAAAGCACAUUGUCAGCUUGGGCGGUUUAGACGGCCGGAAGACGUUCUUUGAGAGCAAGAACCUCAGCGUGUCACAGGGUGCUAUCGAGCUCCUCGCAGGCCUAGUCUCUACCAAUGAUGACCGCGAGGACUACGGUGCCCAGGACUUCAUCAAAUCCUUCUUGACCCUUACGCGACCUGAGAUACUCGCUCGUAAGCUGCCCGUGCUCACAGACGACAUACACGACUUUCGCCAGCGUCUCAGUCUAGCACCUGCGUCACCGGCCAAUCCACAAUGGCGGGUGAUAAACCCAUUCGAGACGGUGUACCCGCUCAUGUUCAAGCUGAUUCUGCGCGUCGUCGGCGUGUCGGAAUGGCUCGAGGACGCAAAGGCGCUGGACCGUGCUCUCUGGGCGUUUUGCGGCUUUGAGAGCAAUUGCAGCCGGACCCGUAUCGUCUUCCCCUCUCUCGUCACCCUCACGCACGCUAAGAAGCUGUUCUUUGGCGCCAUCUUGUACAUGGCCAUCGAAAAGGUCGUCAAGCAGCGCAAGGCCGGCAAACGGCGAGACGACGCCCUCCAGUUCCUGCUCGAUCAGGACAAGGAUGUCGUCAGGUUCCUCUUCAGCGUGCUCAUGUCCGGCAUCACGACCCAAGGGUGCACAGCCUCCUGGCUGACUGUCUUUCUGGCGCACAGCCCAGCGUGGCAGGCGCUGUGCCGUGCCGAGGUAGACGCCGUCGUUGCAAAACACCGAGCCAACCCGAGCCAGUCAGCCGACGACGUGCUCGAGGGCCUGUCGCUGCAGACGUGGGAGUCUGAGUUUCCCGUCACCAUCGCCUCGUUCCGCGAGACGAUCCGCCUCGCCAUGCCUGGCGCCAUGUUCCGCAAGAACGCCAGCGGCACCGCCAUCCCCAUCGGCGACACGGGCGAGGUCGUGCCCGACGGCUCCUACGCCUCGUUCCACCUCGACAAUGUGCACAUGGACAGCGCGCUCUAUCCGGACCCUGCAGCAUUCAACCCCGGCCGCUAUCUCUCGCGCGAGGUUGGCGGCAGCUACGACGACUUAAACCUGAAGCAAGAGGAGCCGCAUACCUACGUCGGCUGGGGAUCGGGCCGCCAUCUUUGCCCGGGCAUGAGACUUGCUAAGUGGGAGACCACCAUGGUCGUGUCGCGACUCCUUGCCAACUUCGACCUGGAGCCCUCGGAUCGCAGUGGCUCAAAGGUGCAAGUUCCUUUCCCGGGGCCGGACCGGAAUGGGUAUCGUCUGGACAAGCCUAAGGUACCAAUCUUUAUUCGGUACAAGGCGCGCGACGUUGGUGGAAGUGUUGGGGAAUAA